Messenger RNA from Hibiscus syriacus, 899 nucleotides. RefSeq names its product pentatricopeptide repeat-containing protein At5g41170, mitochondrial-like. The transcript has 2 exons. The coding region runs from base 137 to 730 and encodes 197 amino acids. Gene Ontology annotation, molecular function: protein binding. NCBI's taxonomy places the organism in Eukaryota, Viridiplantae, Streptophyta, Magnoliopsida, Malvales, Malvaceae. The record is from RefSeq and is a predicted model, not a curated record.
AGCAGAAGAAGCCAUUACCUUAUUGGAAGUAAUGAGUCAAAGAAAUGUAAAACCUGACAUUGUCACCUACAGUUGUUUAAUACAUGGAUUGUGCAAUUCAAAUAAAUGGACAUAAGCAACAAGCUUGCUCGGUAGGAUGAUGAAUGAAGGUGUCCAUCCUGAUGUUGUGACUUUCAGUUCUUUAAUCGAUGCUUUAUGUGAGGAAAAGAGGAUUGAAGAAGCCAUUAUCAUGUUGGAAAUGAUGAGUCAGAGAAAUGUAAAACCCAACAUUGUCACCUUCAGUUGUUUAAUACAUGGAUUGUGCAAAUCAGGCCAAUGUGAAGAAGCAAUAAGCUUGCUCAGUAAGAUGGUCACUGAACAUAUUGUUCCUGAUAUUGAAACUUUUAACAUUUUGUUGGAUGCUGUUAGCAAACAUGGAACAAAUGACAAAGCUCGUGAAGUACUGAAGGUAAUGGAUCAACAUGGUGUGAAGACUAAUGGAUUUACUUACAGGACAAUGAUCAGAAUGUAUUGUGCGCUUGGUGAAAUGCACAAGGCAAAGGAUGUCUUUGAUUCAUUGGCAACCCAGGGUUUUGCACCUGAUUUAGAGGCUUACAAGAUGUUGAUCAAUGGGUAUGCAAAGAGCAAAAGAAAAGAGGAGAUUGUGAGGCUUGCUGAAGAAAUGCUCCAAAAGGGAUUGACACUUGAUGUGGAAACUCAUAGCAUGCUAAUAGGGUUAACAAGGCUAUGAAAGUUGUAUGUUGCAGAUAGUGAUCUUAAUGGUAGUUCCAAGCAUCCUCAGUUCUCUGUAAAGUUAGUGAUUCUACAGGACGAGUGCAACUCAUCAAAAUCAAGGCCAACAUUGAGAUUCUUCAGUCAAAAAGUUCAUUGAUGAAUUCAAGUCCUGAACCAGAGUUCUA